Molecule: messenger RNA, 1111 nt
Organism: Ixodes scapularis (black-legged tick)
Lineage: Eukaryota; Metazoa; Arthropoda; Arachnida; Ixodida; Ixodidae
Product: dermonecrotic toxin SPH-like
Exons: 6
Coding region: 1-1098 (365 amino acids)
Biological process (GO): lipid metabolic process
Molecular function (GO): phosphoric diester hydrolase activity
Source: RefSeq, a predicted model, not a curated record
AUGAUUCGUACCCUUGCCCUGGUCACGGCACUCGCGAUUACGGUGAAGUGCCAAGACGACAGGAGGCCGUUUUACGUCAUCGGUCACAUGGUGAACUCCAUCCCUCAAGUGAGCCAGUUCCUGGAGCUCGGUGCCAACGCCAUCGAGAGCGACGUGCAAUUCAGCAAAAGCGGCACCGCACUUAGGACCUUCCAUGGACUUCCGUGCGACUGCCUGCGAAGAUGCAAGCAGAGCGCAAAUAUCGUGGAUUACUUUCAGUACAUCCGGAACGUCACCGGGUUCAGACACAGCCAAUAUAGCGAAAAACUUCUGCUCGUCUUUCUGGACCUCAAAGUAUCCAAACUACCUCCGGGGAGUAAAUACGGCGCUGGAGUCGACAUCGCCACCAAGCUUGUUCUACAUCUCUGGGACGGAGUACCGUUCUACGACAUGAUGAACGUGUUGCUGUCCAUCGGCCGUGCAUCCGACAUGGCCGUACUCACUGGAGUCAUUGACACAAUAAUAGGUUUCGACCCCAGCCUGUCACUGUUCAAUCAUUUGGGAUUCGAUGUGGGUCUGAACGACAAGCUUGAGAACAUCGCUAAAAUGUACGAAAGACUUGGUGUCAAUGGACACCGCUGGCAAGGCGACGGUAUCACAAACUGUCUGACCAGCCUGCGAUGUCCACUCCGACUGAAGAAAACGAUUUCCUACAGAGAUACCAACAAGAGAGAGAGUUACGUCGACAAGGUUUACUACUGGACCGUAGACAAGGUGGCGACCAUAAGGAAGACGAUCCGGAGGGGUGUGGACGCUAUCAUCACGAACAGACCAAAACGCGUGACAGGCGUUCUAGCGGAAGACGAGUUCAAAAAAACUGUUCGACUCGCAACCUACCGGGACGACCCUUGGAUGAGGCUUCAGAGUAAAACAACGGAGCGCAGACCCAAUGAACUUGAUUCAGACAUGGACGAAAUGGGGGAUGAAGCCAGCGAGUUCGAUUUCGAGCCUUUUUCCUACCCGUUGUCUCCUAGAAGACCACUCACUUCCCGGGGUCCUGCCAUACGAGAUAGUUACAGGGUAUGGCCACAGUACAAUCCUUUGAGCCCAUUCUACUAAGCCAGGUCACAAU